AUGGCGUCCCAGUCGUCUAGUUCUGUCCCGAUACCACAGCCUCCACCACAUUUGCUCAUCGGCAAUAUUGGAGCCAUUGAUUCAGACGAUGCCCCAGGCUCCAUCCAGAGACUCUCAGACAUCUAUGGCGAGAUCUUUCAGCUUCAAAUUCCAGGUCGGCCAGGAAGAAUAAUCGUCAUCUCUUCGCAUGACACAAUAAACGACUGCUGCGACGGAGACCGCUUCGAAAAGCCAAUCAAUGCCACUCUCGAAGAAGUGCGAGCUCUCACUGGAAAUGGGCUUUUCACAGCCUACCCGGGGGAGAAAGAAUGGGGAGUUGCCCAUCGCCUGCUGAUGCCUGUUUUUGGCCCCAUGGGCAUUCGCAAGAUGUUCGAUGACAUGAUGGACGUUACCACACAGAUGCUGCUUAGAUGGGACCGAUUUGGACCAAAACACGAAAUCUAUUGCAGUGAUGAUUUCACAAGAUUAACAUUUGACAUGAUUGGACUAUGCGCAUUCGGAUACAGGUUCAACAACUUCUACUCUGACAAGGCACAUCCGUUUGUCGAACAAAUGGUCGAAGUCCUUGUUGAGUCUGGAAGGCGAGCUACUCGCACAGGCAUUGAGAACAAGCUACGUGUUUUUGCCGAAGCCAACCGACAGGAAAAUGUGAGGCAGAUGCACAAACUUUGCGAUGAGAUCAUUGAGGAGCGCAUAGCACAUCCGCAGCCAGAUGCGAAAGACCUCCUGAACCCCAUGCUUGAAGGUGUAGACAAAGUGACUGGCGAGAAGAUGUCAAAAGAGCUUGUACGAUACAACAUGGUAACCUUUUUGGUGGCUGGCCACGAAACAACGAGCGGCACUCUUGGCUUCUUGUUCUUCCAUCUUCUCAAGAACCCCGACACAUAUCUCAGAGCCCAGCAAGAAGUUGACGAUGUUCUUGGAGAUGGUCCCCUAGACAUCAAACACAUUCCCAAGCUGGUUUACAUCAAGUACGCCAUUUAUGAAGCAUUGCGUUUCCUCGGUCCUAUUGGAAUCAAUGGCAAGCACGCGCUACAAAAGACGAAGAUUGCUGGCAAGUAUGAAGUGGAGCCAGAAGACAUCAUUUUGAUGAACUUGAGUGGCCUACAUCAUGACCCCAAGGUUUGGGGCGACGACGCCCAUGUAUUCCGGCCUGAACGUUUCUUGAACGGCGGCUGGGAGAACCUACCGCCCAACUCGUGGAAAGCAUUUGGUGACGGUAUGCGAGCUUGUAUUGGACGCACUUUUGCAGAGCAAGAGAUGAUCAUGACAGUGGCGCUCAUUCUGCAAAAGUUCCAGGUCGAACUGGCGGAUCCUGGCUAUCAACUACAGGUCUCGGUCACAAUCACACAGAAGCCCAAAGAUCUUAAGAUCAAGGUACGGAGACGACCUGGACGCACAAUGGCGAGUCUGGGUGGAGUUGGCGGCGCUCCUUCAUCGACAAAUCCUGCCGCUGAUGAUAGGAAAGCCAAGGUAGCAGGAGACGCUUCUGCAAGAGAUGCAAAGCCAAUCACCGUUCUCUAUGGAUCGAAUGCGGGUACUUGCAAGUCGUAUGCCGAGGACCUGGAGACAAACGCAGCUCGAUUCGGAUUCAAGGCAAAUGUGGGCAGCCUGGACUCUGCCACCGAACACAUUCCAAAAGAUCAGCCAAUUGUCAUUAUUGAGCCUUCGUAUGAAGGUAAACCGGCAGACAACGCGAAGAAAUUUACCGCAUGGCUGGAAAACAAUGCGGACUCGAAGAUGCUCGAGGGCGUUCAAUAUGCCGUCUUUGGUGUUGGUAACAGUGAUUGGACGCACACAUACCACCGUAUCCCAAAGAAGACCGACGAGCUGUUCGAGAAGAUGGGCGCAACGCGAUUCACAGAGACCGGUUUUGUCAACGUAAAAGAAGACAUCAUGGGACCGUGGGAGAGCUGGUCUGAACAGAUGUGGACGAGUCUUCGAGAGGCUAGUGGUACAACUGUCGAAGUUCUUGACGGGACACUUAAGGCCGAAAUAAAGGCUCCUAAAUUCGCGACGUAUCUCGGGGGCAAGAAUAUCUCCUAUGGGCAGGUCAAAGUCAACAAAGACCUGGGUGGUGCUGAGGUCGGUCUCUCCAAGAAGCACAUGGAGAUCGAGUUGCCAGCGGGCAGCUCGUACCGCUCUGGCGACUACAUGGUUGUCCUGCCUCUCAACAACUCGGAUACUGUGAAGCGAGUUAUGCGACGCUUCGAACUUUCGCCGGAUGAUACCAUCUCGAUUACCGGAACCAACAAGACAUUCCUGGCUACUGAGUCACAUGCAUCCAUCUACGAAAUUCUCAUGACGCGUGUGGAGCUUGGUACACCAAUUUCGCAAAAGCAGUUGAAGAUGCUUGCGGAUGUGACACCGGAAGACAAGCGCGCCAGCUUGCUCGAGUUUGCAAGCGACGAAGUCUACAAGGCCAAGGUCAUUCCCUCCCGCUAUAGCAUUCUGGAUGUCCUCGAAGACCACCCUGAGUGCAAGCUCCCCUUUGCUGUUUACCUCGACCUACUCAAGCCCUUGUCUCCCCGCCAAUACAGCAUUUCCAGCUCUCCACUAGCCAAUGUAGAUUUUGUCCAAGCACCAGACGGCUCGACUGUCCAGCGCCUGACUGCUUCCAUAACCUACGAUGUGCACGACGAAGCCGCAUGGAGCGGAGAGAACCGUCGCUUCCACGGCGUAGCAUCGACCUACCUUGCGAGCCGAGAACCAGGCGAGAAAAUCAAGUGCUUCACGCGCCCUACAAACAUCAACUUCCAUCUACCUACGGACCCCACGACGCCCAUCAUCAUGAUUUGCGCCGGCUCGGGCCUCGCCCCCAUGCGCGGCUUCAUCCAGGAACGCGCGACCAUCAAGAAAGCGCGCAACGCAACCAUUGGACCCGCCAUCCUGUACUUUGGCUGCCGCCACCACGAAAAAGACUUCAUCUACUCGGAAGAACUUGCCCAGUGGGAAGCCGAAGGCGUCGUCAGUGUGCGCGGCUGCUUCUCCAAAGUCGCGCCUGAGGGACACAAGGCGCAGCGUGUGCCUGAUCGCAUGUGGGACGAGCGCAAGGAGCUGGCAGAGUUGUUUGGUGACAAGGGCGCCAAGCUGUUCAUCUGUGGUAGCGCGAGCAAGCUGGCUAAGAGUACGGGCGAGAUGUGUAUGAAGAUUUAUAGGGAUACGUUCCCUGGGAAGACACAGGAGGAUGCUGAGGCGUGGUUGGAGAAGGUAAAAGAGGAUAGGUACGUGAGUGAUGUGUUUGAGUAA
Messenger RNA from Bipolaris sorokiniana ND90Pr, 3249 nucleotides. RefSeq lists its product as uncharacterized. The transcript is spliced from 5 exons. Lineage: Eukaryota; Fungi; Ascomycota; Dothideomycetes; Pleosporales; Pleosporaceae. Gene Ontology annotation, cellular component: cytosol. The coding region runs from base 1 to 3249 and encodes 1082 amino acids. The record is from RefSeq and is a predicted model, not a curated record. Gene Ontology annotation, molecular function: heme binding; iron ion binding; flavin adenine dinucleotide binding.